Molecule: messenger RNA, 4872 nt
Organism: Trichosurus vulpecula (common brushtail)
Lineage: Eukaryota; Metazoa; Chordata; Mammalia; Diprotodontia; Phalangeridae
Gene: TESMIN
Product: testis expressed metallothionein like protein
Exons: 11
Coding region: 213-1916 (567 amino acids)
Biological process (GO): regulation of DNA-templated transcription
Cellular component (GO): nucleus
Source: RefSeq, a predicted model, not a curated record
GCGGUGCCCCCGCCCACCGCCGCCGGGGCACGCGCACGGAGGCAGCGUGCACGCGUCGGGCUCGCUCCCGAGCUGGCUGCGGGCACGCGGAGGCGGCAGCGCGGUCGUUCUCAGCUCCCCUCAUCCUCGUUCUGGUACUCGUCCUCCUCCUCAUCUUGGUCCUUCGUCCUCCGCGGCUCCUCCGCGACCCUGUCCGCAGCCCCGGCCCGGCGAUGAAAGGAUUGCUGGGAAGAAAACUGAUUUUGGAAAAAGAAAACUGUAGAGAUGAACAGUUUAAGAUUUCUUCUGUAGAUCUGGAAGACCAGCCCCUACUUGGUGGCAUUUCGAGCCCUGAAGAUGAAAUUGUGACGGAGAUUUUUAGCCAAGACAGUCAAUUCAUUUCUGAAAACAUUAACCUGAAAAGCACCGUGAUUAGUAAGCACGACGAUGAUGAAGACUUCCAUUCCUUUAAAGACGCCUACUUCACUUCGGCCGACCCCCGGGAGACGCUGCUGCCCUCCUUCAACGCAUCCCUCAAUGCAGAUUGUGGCAGUAAAGUGAAGGUCGAACGCCUGGUCGACGAGAAUAAUGAGGAAGAGAUUCUCGAAGACUAUUCGGGUCUGGCCGAGCUCAACCCUUUGGAGGAUACCAUGCUGCCCUCCCCGUCCCAGCUGCAGCCACAUGCCUACAACGUCCACUUCCUGUCUUCCUUAAGGACUCAGCAGAGGAACCCCCCCAGUGUCCUGCCCCUGGGUGCCUGGGCAGCCCGGGAAGGAGCCGCUCAUCACAACGUCCGAGUAAUUCCAGUGGAGAUAAGGGAAGCAGUUGGUGCAAUUACCACUACCAACCAGGAGGAGGCGGUCUUUCAGAAUGCACAUGCCCAGGAGGCCUGCUGCAAGUUCCCACCCUCACAAGAACCCAUGGAGAACUCCAACUGUUCACAUAAGAAGGAAUCAAACCCAAUGGUAAUAUGUCAGUUGAAAGGGGGCACACAAAUGCUGUGCAUUAACAAUUCAGGCACGCGAGAGCUCAAAGCUGUUCACUUGAUUCCCCAGUAUCAAGAACAAAAUAAUUACCUGCAACCAGAUGUGCCUAAACCGUUGACUACCUUAGUUGGAAGAUUUCUGCCAGUACCAGCUAAAUUAAAUCUUAUCACACAACAACUUGAUAAUGGCACCUUAUCAUCUGUAGUUAAUGGAACCACCUUCCCUUCAGGAUCAAAUCUUCAAGGGCCAGCAAAAAUAACUUUAGCUGGAGUAACUCUUAGUUCAUGGGACUCAAAGUCUAAAAAGCCAUGUAACUGUACCAAGUCCCAGUGUCUGAAAUUGUACUGUGACUGUUUCGCCAACGGGGACUUUUGCAACAAGUGCAACUGCAACAACUGUUACAACAAUUUACGCCACGAGAUCGAGCGGUUUAAAGCCAUUAAGGCCUGUCUUGAUAGAAAUCCAGAAGCCUUCCAACCCAAGAUUGGGAAAGGAAAAUUGGGGGAUAUUAAGCCUCGCCAUAACAAAGGGUGUAAUUGCAAGAGGUCAGGCUGUCUUAAAAACUACUGUGAGUGCUAUGAGGCCAAAAUUAUGUGUUCUUCUAUUUGCAAAUGUAUUGGUUGCAAAAACUAUGAAGAAAGCCCUGAACGAAAAAACCUCCUGAACAUGCCCAACUACGUGGAGAUUGGAGGGGCUGAAGGCAGCCAUCUUUUUUCACCGUCUAAGUUUGCAGUGUUGCCGAAGUUCAGGAAGGACAGACAACCUUAUACGUGCAUCUCCUGGGAAGUGGUGGAAGCGACCUGUGCUUGCCUGCUGGCCCAAGGGGAAGAGGCCGAGAAGGAGAACUAUUCAGAGUGCUUGGCAGAGCAGAUGAUCCUCGAGGAGUUUGGGAGGUGUUUAUCCCAGAUUCUUCACACAGAAUUCAAAUUCAAAGGGUUGAAAGUGGAGUAGACUGAGGUGUCCUAUGGAAUGCAUGCGGAGGUCUCUCCUAUGACAAUGUUCAGAAUGGAAUCUAUGUCUUGGUAUUUGUAGGAAAUAUGCUGGCAAGGUCUAGUUCAGCUCAUCCCCUGGAGCAUGAAGGGUCGCAUCGCCCUCUGCACCUAUGAAUGUAGGUAAUCUAUUCAUCGAGUCUCUGGAGGACAGAGCAGCAGGUGAACAUCUUUUGAACAAAUGUCUCUAUGACACUGUUUUCUGGGGGAGGGGGGAUUGUGGAUUCCUGAAAUCCAUGACAGCUCUUUGGAUUGGGAAAUCACCUGAUAGAAGCUUGGCAAGUAGUAGGAUGGCCUUGAGUGAAAAAAAAUCAAGGUUGACUCCAGUUCUCCCAAUUUCAGCUUCUCCAGAGAAUUCCCUUACAGACAGACGCUGCCCUGCCUUGAAAGCCUUGGGUAAUGGUCUUCUCUUUGGAAAUUCUUUGGAAGUGCAUUUCCCACCUGGGCAGUUAUGCUACUGCUACAAUUACUGACAAAUUGUCAGAAUUAUUGAAUCCCCUGAGAAUGUCAAUAGUGUAGGUGGUCCCUUGCAGUCACCUAGUUAGCUGAUCCAUUCUAAGGGGUUAAAUAAGCAGUGUAUGUAGUAGCAGCUGCAGCCUUUGUCCUCUGGGACUUGUUCUAGAACUUGGAAAUCUAGCCCUUGGCGGGUUUCUCUUGAAUUGUGGCAAGGAUCUCUCUUCCAGUGAGCCUCUGCGUUGUUAUUACUAUUGCUUAUAAAAGCUAGAAAAAAGGGGUGGCCCCGCCUUGAUGUGCAGACAGGCUUGAUUAGCAUUGGGUCUCCUAACAUCCACAAAUGUUGGAAAGGUCUCAAACAUCCCCACAGUGAAACAUGCAUCAGAACCACUCCCCUCUGUUGGUUAGCGGUGCUUAGUGACAGCAGCCGCCCCUAGAAUGGUACAUUUGCCCAAUAAAGUGAUGGACUGGUGGGGGGAGCCUGGUUAAGUGAGUGACAUUCAUAAUACAUUACUCCUGUGGACACAGAAGCAGAUGAAUUGGUCAUUACAGGAAGGGCUAUCUCUUUGUUCAUAGCAUGUCUUAACCCUCCAUCAGGGAGAAGAGCAAAGCUCAGUCCCUGUGGAGAGACUCCUUAAAGCGAGACAGGGAACACUUAGUCCUUUCCCAACUCCAAUCCCCACAUAGCAUUUGGGAGACUGGAGCCUUUAGGAGAAGGCCAGAAGGCAAGUGAGGCAUGGUGGAUGAGCCCAAAUGAGCAGGCUCUCCACAUUUGAGCCCUUCUGGGAUUCCUACAGACCCUGACGGGGGUGGGGGGGGUGGGGAGGCAGGUACAUCCUCUGCAUUUACUGCCUGAAGAAAAGGGCCACCUUGACAGAGCAGUGUAGGGCCAUGUGUGCCAUGAUGUUGGGAGAAGAGAAGGACAUAGCUCUCUGGAGGAAGCCUUUAGCCUGACAAAUGGAAGUCCAUUGCAAAGUUGGCUGCAGAGUCUUUAACAAUCCAUGGCCAGGCAGGAAGAGAAAGAACCUUGAAGGCCAGGUCAGGUUAUAGGGAUUCCUCCAGGCCUGUGCUCCUCAGGGCAGGGUUUUCUCACAGCACGCUUGGGGACUGCAGCCCUUGCACACAGCUGAGCUAUAGGCAGGGGGCAGUGGUUGUGAUGCCAGCUAUAGCCAGGUGCCCCUCAACCAAAGCAAGAAAAUCUGGUAAGGCCUUAGAGCUGUCUUCCUCUGCCUCAGGGAGGGCACCCUCCUGCCAGACCUCUCCAGAAAGAGAGAACCUGGUCGAAUCAACACAGGGCAAGAGUCAGCCAUGUACCACCUAAUUUUAAAAUUAAAUCUGAGAUUAAAAUCUCUUAAGUACAAAUAUACAUGUAACACUACAGUAAUGACUGAAAUUAAUGUCUAGGAUGACUACAAACCAUACAAUUACACUUCUGUUUAUUUUCAGUGGGGAAAACUGGUAUUGUUAUUUAAAACUGUAAAAAUACCAUGCCCUUGUUUCGUGCGAUGGUCAGGCAUCUUUCUCACUAGCCAUCAAAAAGCACAGAUGAUGUAAACCUCAUGACCUGGGCUUGUAAAGAAGAUGAGAUCCCCAUUUCAGAAGCAGCGCAGUCCAGCCAGCGUAACCUGGUCCCUCUCCAGAACUGGGCAGGACGUUAGAAACCACUGAGAAGAAUCUGAAAGGCUUCUCCUCUAUUCCUCCCUCUUUGGGCAAAUGUCUCACUCGUUCCGGGGACCCUGGGCUAGCUUGUCUGGGUGGAUAUUUCUCACUUCUCCUUUGAUAGACCAUAGCAGAGGGUCAGAGCUGGUCAAGUCAUCCCCAGGCUCAUGGUCUGGGGAGAAGGGGACUUUAUUUUCUCUUUGGGUCAGCAGCGAGUGUGUUUUGCUUUCAUGCAAAAGGGAAAUUGAAGUGGUUGUCAGAAUUGAGAAGAUUGUCCACCCUCCUGUCCACAGCUAUGUUGGCCACUGUCUGCCUUCUAGCCUCCAGAGGCCCCUUCUUCUUCUUGGUAUGGGUUUAACCACUUAGCUGUCAUUACUUGCUAACUUGGUAAAAGUAUCAGUUCACUUAUAGCUCAUUGAAAUGUUUUUUUCUUCUUUAAUUCUUGUUAUUCUUGGAUACAUUUAUUAUUUUCAAUAAGCAAAUUAUCUGGGCCGCCCCUCAAUAUAAUAAAGUAAAGCAAGACAGUUUUCUCUCUUAGCCCCUCAGUCUCUAGUAUGAAUCACCUAGGAUUGAGUGCUCGAGCGCUCUUGAUUUGGGCAGCAUUUAGCACCUAGUAGGUCUGCAGUGUACACUCUAGACUUAACUAUGACUCAAAUUAUUUAUUGCUAGAGAAAAAUUGUAUCUAUUGGUAUUUUAUUUAGAAAACAAAUGCUUAUUUUAUAAUUUUAAGUACUGUGUUUUUAUUAGAAAAUAUUAAAUAUUUUAAUUCUCUUAUUAAACAUUUUUACUUGGCCGUGAGGUUAACU